UUGUAGUUCUUCUCGGCGCAAGGCACGGCCCGGCCCGGUGGGGAGGGGCCGCCGGCGGGGCGGUGGACUCCGUUUCCCAGAGUGCCCGCAGGGGGUGGCAUGGCGGAGAAGGAUGACACCGGAGUUUGACGAAGAAGUGGUGUUUGAGAAUUCCCCACUCUACCAAUAUCUACAGGAUUUGGGACACACAGAUUUUGAAGUAUGUUCAUCGGUAUCACAGAAAGCAGAACAAUGUGCAGCAGCAGAAAGCCAAAGAGAGAGGACUGUGCACGCUGCCCAGAAACAAGGCAUCCUGUCAAAACUAGUUGAGUUCUUUAGAAGUUGGUUUCCUCUUCCACAGUACAAGAAAAGUGAUGACCUACUUCACAGACUGGAUGUUGGAUUUCGAUUUGACACACUCCGUACCAUCCUGCAACAGGAAGUUCUGCUCCAGGAGGAUGUGGAACUGAUUGAGUUCCUUGACCCCAGUAUCCUGUCUGCAGGGCAGUGCAAGCAACAGGAAAACCCACAGCUUCCAACGCUACGCUCCCUGGCAACUCCUAAUAUUUGGGAUGUGUCCCUGUUGCUUGCCUUUGUGAGUGCCCUGCUUGUGCUUCCUUCGUGGUGGAAGGAAUCCUGGUGGCUGCCGUGGGGACUGGUUCUGCUCGGCUAUGCAGCCUUUCGGGUGUGGGGCACAUGGAGGACAGCCAAGCUGCAAAUGUCCCUGCGAAAAUACUGUAUCCAGCUGGAAGAAACAGUGGCAAAUAGCCGAGCUUUUACUAACCUGGUGAGGAAAGCUCUACGACUCAUUCAAGAGACUGAAGUAAUUUCCAGAGGAUUUACCCUUUUGCUUGACAGGGUCAGUGCUGCUUGCCCACUUACUAAAGCUGGACAGCAUCCUAGUCAGCAGCUGAUCGGGCUCCGGAAAGCCGUCUAUCGAUCGGUCAGAGCCAACUUCCGAGCUUCAAGACUGGCUACUCUGUACAUGCUGAAAAACUACCCUCUGAACUCUGAGAGUGACAAUGUGACCAGCUACAUCUGUGUAGUCCCCUUCAAGGAGCUGGGUCUGGGGCUGAGUGAAGAGCAGGUCUCUGAGGAGGAGGCACACAACCUCACCGAUGGCUUCAGCUUGCCUGCACUCAAGGUCCUCUUUCAGCUCUGGGUAGGGCAGAGUUCAGAAUUCUUCAGGAGGCUGGUGCUGCUCCUCUCCCCAGCCAACGCAUCUCCCGAGCCCUUGCUCUGCCCCGAGCGGCUGCCUCAUCACAUCCUCUCGGAUGUGACUCAGGGCCUACCUCACACACACGCUGCCUGCCUGGAGGAGCUGAAGCGCAGCUAUGAGUUCUAUCGCUACUUUGAGACUCAGCACCAGUCCUCGGGGUUUGAACGCUCGGCCAGAGCAAAGCAGAAGCCCACAGAGCUGAACAGUCUGCAGACGGCGGUGCGCAGCUUGCAGCUUCAUCUCAAGGCACUGCUCAAUGAGGUAAUAAUUCUUGAGGAUGAACUUGAAAAACUUGUAAAUACUAAGGAGACACCUGAGCUGACAACAGAAGCCCAACAGGUUCUGGAACAAAAACUAAAGUUUCUUCAGCCUCAUAUCCAGGCAAGCAACAGCUGCUGGGAAGAAGCCAUUUCUCAGGUGGAAAAAAUGAGUGGAAGAAACCCAAAUAAAAAAGGCAAACUGGAAAUGUCCCGUGACAACCCACAGCAUACUACGGUACCUUUAACACGGCCUGCCAUAUACAUAGAAAACAAAGAUCCAAUCCCUGAAGAGCAGGAACUGGAAGCAUACGUUGAUUAUUCAGAUACAGAGAAUGAAUACAAAGGGGAAGAUUUUUACUGCUUUUCCCAGGAAGAAAGAGAGAGACAAGAACGAGAGAGACAGGAAUCUAAGAGGGUGUUACAAGAACUGAAAUCUGUACUGGGCUGUAAAGCUUCAGAAAUAGAAAGACAGAAAUGGAAACAGCUACUAUUCAGCGACCAUGCUGCAGUGAAACCAUUGUCUCCUGUAGAACCACUGAAGCUACUAAAUAAUUUGGAAUCCCAUAUGAAUUCAGAUACAGAAAUGCAGGACUGCAGCCAAAGCUGUGAUAAAUCUGAAGAAGACGACUCCUGUUCAAAAGUGAAUGCUGCUGAUAAAAGCAGGACAGAAUAUUUGUGUGAAGAUCCCAAGAUGGAGAAAAACAAAGACAGUACUGCUGAUGAAAGUAUUUCUACUGGGGCUGAAGAAGGAAUGUGUUAUCAGCAUGAAGAGGAAGUUGAAGAACUCAAGCCGAGCAGUAUGGAUGGAGUAGAGGUCUCACAGUUUCAAUCUAAGGAUGCAUUAUAUUCAAAAAUCAAGCAGAGGCUGGCCCAGCUCCACAGAUCAGCAGAUUUAAACUUCACAUCUGGUCUGGCUGCACAAGUUGCUGCCAAGUCUUUCACAUUUACUACAAUGCAAGAAGAGACUUUUGGAGAUGAGGAGGAGGCAGAAGAGAAGACACAGGAGCAUGAAGACCUUGUGGAGGACUGUGAGAAUGAAGAUAGAGGCUCUGAAAGUGAAGAGAAAGUGUAAGUCUGAGCUGAACUUUGUAAAACCAACAGCAGACAUUUUGAUGGAAAAAACUGAUGUGGGGGGUUCAAGAUGAAAGUAGCGUAUGGAAAAAAAGGAGACCUAAAUAGAAUACAUCUUUUUCUCUCAGUCUAAUACACAAAAUAGGAUCUCUAUUAAGUUGAGUAAAAAUUUGCAGGUAAGAGAAGUUUAGGUUGCAUCCAUUAAAUUGUUGGCUGUUGCCUUUUUAAGAUCCUAGUGGUGGGUUUUUGAAUUUACCUUUGUGUUUUCUGUUUUAUUUAUUUGUAUUAUAAAGUACUCUGUUCUUUUUCUAAAAAGAAGGAAAAACAAUGUACUGAAUUAAAACAGACUCCAGUUUUUGCUUUUUGAUUCUGUUGUCAUGGUAUCAAUGCUAGUUCCAGCAGAAGAACCAGGACACUUCUUUUGGAAGAGCCUGAAGUGUUCCCUGUGAUCCCCCACCAGUUCCAUUUCACUUCCUGAGUCUGCAGUGUGUUGGCUAAGCCACCGUAGGCAUCGUGAUUCUGUGGCUAGUGAUGUGGCUCCCAACUAAAACGUAGAAUUUUAAAUAAAAACUUGAAAGAGCUAGUAUUUGAUGUGUCCUGGGGUAUAGGGCUGAAAUAGUACAGAGUUAGUCAUGCUUCAUAUUAAGGUUUAUUUAGAAUUUUAUAAAGGGUUAAUAAAUGAUUUCUAGAUGUUGUAAUUCACAUUAGAGAAAUGUGUAGUGUAUGUUAGGGAGGGUUAUAAGCACAUUAGUAGAAAGUACUAUAGACAGCUAAAAGCUAUCUGUUGGUUUGAUAAUAGAUGGAAGUAAAUACCUAUUUAUUAAAACAACUAUUAAUUAUUUGUUAACCUUUUGUAAAUUAAACCUUAAUAU
Molecule: messenger RNA, 3401 nt
Organism: Calypte anna (Anna's hummingbird)
Lineage: Eukaryota; Metazoa; Chordata; Aves; Apodiformes; Trochilidae
Gene: VEZT
Product: vezatin, adherens junctions transmembrane protein
Exons: 12
Coding region: 113-2530 (805 amino acids)
Biological process (GO): cell-cell adhesion
Cellular component (GO): plasma membrane
Molecular function (GO): myosin binding
Source: RefSeq, a predicted model, not a curated record